Messenger RNA from Bufo bufo (common toad), 1353 nucleotides. It is a transcript of the gene RAB21, whose product is annotated as RAB21, member RAS oncogene family. NCBI's taxonomy places the organism in Eukaryota, Metazoa, Chordata, Amphibia, Anura, Bufonidae. The record is from RefSeq and is a predicted model, not a curated record. Gene Ontology annotation, molecular function: GTPase activity; GTP binding. Gene Ontology annotation, biological process: Rab protein signal transduction. The transcript has 7 exons. Bases 176 to 841 code for a protein of 221 amino acids.
UGAGGAGAGUGACGUAAGAGGAAGAAGUCGCCAUUAGAGGGAGGCGGAUAGAAGGGCUUGGAGCGCUUGGCCUGUCAGUUGUCGGUGCGUCUACCGUUAGGAGAGACAGGGCCGCUCUCCGGGGCUGCGUUUGCCCUUCAGUGCAGGCUCCGUGUAGCCCGCUGCGUUGGUGUCCAUGGCGGCUGGAGGAGGCGGAGCUGGAGCUGGGGGCAGCAAAACGUACUCGUUCAAGGUGGUGCUGCUCGGAGAGGGCUGUGUAGGGAAGACGUCGCUAGUGCUGCGCUACUGUGAGAACAAGUUCAACGACAAACACAUCACCACCCUGCAGGCAUCCUUCCUUACAAAGAAGUUGAACAUUGGAGGGAAAAGGGUGAACCUUGCGAUUUGGGACACGGCUGGUCAAGAGAGAUUCCACGCACUCGGCCCAAUCUACUACAGAGACUCUAAUGGAGCUAUUUUAGUGUACGAUAUCACAGAUGAGGACUCCUUCCAAAAGGUAAAAAAUUGGGUGAAGGAACUGCGGAAAAUGCUGGGGAAUGAAAUCUGUUUAUGUAUAGUAGGAAAUAAGGUAGAUUUGGAAAAAGAGAGACAUGUCUCUGUUCAAGAAGCAGAAGCGUAUGCAGAAUCUGUGGGUGCAAAGCACUAUCAUACUUCAGCCAAGCAAAAUAAGGGAAUUGAAGAGUUAUUCCUUGAUCUGUGUAAAAGAAUGAUAGAAACAGCACAAGUAGAUGAAAGAGCCAAAGGUAACGGGCCAAGCCAGUCAGGAGCGUCUAGGAGAGGAGUACAGAUUGUAGAUGACGAACCACAGGCACAGAGCGCGGGCGGAUGCUGUUCCGGAUAAAUGUGUGAACUGAGCAGAUACUUGUCCUAUCAGGAAGAUUGCCAUAUUCCAAGUCACCUAUUCUUUUACCAUUGGGGUAACCGAAAUUAACAGUAUUUAAAUGAGGAAAUAAAGUAACAAAAUACGAGACCAAGCGGUAUACUGUCGGAGUGCGUGACCACAGAAUUGGCAUUUUCUACAGCUGAUAACCGAGCAAUUACCAAUGGCCUUUUUACAUAUGGUUUUUCUUUAAUGAAGAAUAAUAUGCAUGUAGAAAAGACCUACUUAAAGCUUCAUUUAUAUUCUUUUUUAAUCCUGUUCUUUAUUUAAUAACUUAUGUACAUUGUUAGGACGGUAUGCACUUUGCUGCAUUUUGUGGAAAACUAAUUAUAUUCUAAAAAAACGCAUUCCCCAGCAGAUAUCAGUCAUAUUUUUGCAGGGUUUUCACAUGGUCUAACUGUUCAUUUUGGUUCUACUUAAUUCUAUCAAAUCUGGUCUAUGUGCUUUACAUAUUAAAUGUUUUAUCUGCCUUC